UAUGCAAUAUUUACUAACAUUGUGGUGGAGGGUCUCUUCAUCUCCUUCAUUCUACUUGGUUUAGUUUUAACACUUUGCAAGUUGGAGCAUAAUGUGGCGGAGAUGAAAAUUUAUCUUCUUGGAAUAUCAAUUGUCGUGCAACUCAUCUCAGAUGCGUUGUCACUAUCGUUGUUAUGGAAAAGAUGUUCACACUGUAUAAAUGACCAACUAUGUGAGGAAAGCUGCAGGCAGUAUCUUUUUUCAGAAUAUAAAUCCAACAAAAAAUCUAAAAAUAACUUAUCAAGUAAUUUUAAUCUAAAAACGAAAAAAACUUUAGUAUACAAGCCAACCAGGCCAGGUUUUCAACAGGUUUUUGGACAAACGUUUCGCAAAAAAGUUUUAAAAAAUGAAAUUAAAUGGAGACAAAGAAGAGGAAGGCAGGUAUUCACUCCUGUUCCGCGUGGUAAAAACACAACGACCCUAAAACCAACAACAUCAAGCACUGCGUUUGUAACCAAAACUAACGAACUCUUUGAAACGAGAUCGACUUUGAACACGACGGAAAAAAACUCCUCCACUGGUUUGGUUUUUCAUAUUGUUGGUACAUCAAUACUUGGGACAGGGUUAGUAGCUGCCAUCUUUGUUGUAUUGUGUAAGUUAAAGAAGAAAUCGAAUAUGGUAUCGUUUUCAGAUGAACCGCUACAAAAUCGAAAUCCAAUGACGUAAGCGUUGGGAGCAGUAUGACGUGUGUGAUAUUGACACUACGUAGGAGAAACAAGAAUCACAAUACAAUACGCGCAGAAAAAAAACGCGAUCAGUUUAUAUAAAAAUUGUUAUAUACAGUGAACUCUUGAUAUAAUGAACCCUGAAACGACACAAUAAACCAGCUCGCUAACGCGUUUCUUUGAAGGCUUUAAGUUUUUUUUUGGUGGAGAGAACAAUUUAAUCGUAAUAUCGAGAUUUUUCUUAUAGCGGGAAAUCGUAAUAUCGAGAUUUUUCUUGUAACAGGGAUUCGUAAUUUUGAGAUUUUCGUUAUAAAACAGGGGCACGUAAUAUUCAGAUUUCUCUUAUAAGGAAAUUCGUAAUUUCGAGAUUUUGGUAAUAACAGGUGGUAAUAUCGAAAUUGUUUUUAUAACGGGGGCUCGUAAUAACUAGAGUUUACGGUACUUCUUAUAAAUAUUCAUGAUAAUUGACAACGAUGUAAUUGACCACGAAAUAGCACAAACAUGUUUAGACAAUAUAAAUU
Molecule: messenger RNA, 1225 nt
Organism: Hydractinia symbiolongicarpus
Lineage: Eukaryota; Metazoa; Cnidaria; Hydrozoa; Anthoathecata; Hydractiniidae
Exons: 3
Coding region: 103-705 (200 amino acids)
Source: RefSeq, a predicted model, not a curated record